CUUAGAAGUGAGGAGUGGUCAUAUCUGUAUGGUAUAAGAGAUAUAGGUGCUCCAUUUUCGAACUCCAUGAACAUUUUCAAUUUUUAUUUUGAGAAUUACUUUGUGAUUUUGAAGCGACACAAAAAAACUAUCAAUGAAGAAUUUAAGGAAUUGUAUGAAAUGCAAAAAGAGAGCACUAAAGAUUGAUAAAAGACUCAAGAAGCAAAUUUUACAAACUGAAGAUAAA
Molecule: messenger RNA, 226 nt
Organism: Acanthoscelides obtectus
Lineage: Eukaryota; Metazoa; Arthropoda; Insecta; Coleoptera; Chrysomelidae
Source: the annotation of a GenBank genome assembly